AUAAUUUCAAUUUCAAGAAGCACACAGAGGGAAGAAAUAAAUAACAAUAACCUCCCCAAAAAACCCCCCAAAAAAAGAAACUUCCAGAUCCGAGAAACAUUUCAAAAUUCAAACACCAGUCCAGAACCAUUCAAGAAUCUCUCUGAUCUUUUCAAUCCUCUUCCUGAUUAAUGGCCCUUUGAUUUCUUCUUCCACAUUCUGUUCUGGGUGCUAGAGUGAGAUGGAUGCCAAUAAGACCAUAUCUGAUUCUGGAAAUGGGGUGAGGAUCGGUGUUCACCAGCAAUUCCCUGCCUCCGGAGAAGAACUAACUUCUGAAAAAGUGAGUGGAAUUCUCAAUGGUGGUUUUGAAGUUGGUGGGUCGAGUGAGAGUCUUGAAAAUCUUGUGAAUCCAAAUGACAAUGAGACCCUUAGUUCUUCUGUACAAGAUAUCACGGAUGAAACUACAUUGCCACCAGAUGGCAAUGAUGUAACAAUUUCGAAGGAACAUGCUUCCAAAAAAAUUGGAGAGUCUAAGAAUUUCAAACCACUGAAGAGCAUGAACAAGGCUAAGAGUGGGAAGUUAAGUCCUAGACAUUCUGCAUUGACAGGGACGAACAAGAAUAAGGAUGGAAAAGACUUGUCAAAAUCUUCUGUCGCUUCAAAUGGAAUCCGUGAUUCAGAAUCACAGUCGAAACAGGCUUCUCUUAGAAUAGAACACAGAUCAAAUGAGAUGCAAGCUGCUGACCAAAGCAAAAAAUCAGCACCUGCUAAAAAUAAUGCUCAUCAUUCUAAACAGACUGGACAUUCUGAUGCAAAAGUGUCUUCCAUGAGUGGCACACAGCUUGGAGGAACUCAGGACAAGCCAAAACUGAAGCCACUCAAAAAAGGCUCCACAGAUAAAGCUGAAGAAACUUCAGAGUGUUCGUUAAGUCCUACUGCUGGUGAUGCCAAGCCUCGCAGAUUGGGUACUCUUCCAAGCUACAGUUUCAGUUUUAGAUGUAAUGAAAGGGCCGAAAAGAGAAAAGAGUUCUAUUCAAAACUUGAGGAAAAAAGCCAUGCAAAGGAAGAGGAGGAGAAUAGCAUGCAAGCCAAGACUAAGGAAACACGGGAUGCUGAGAUUAAAAUGUUAAGGAAAAGUCUGAAAUUCAAAGCGACACCAAUGCCUAGCUUCUAUCAGGAACCUCCACCGCCAAAGGUGGAACUAAAGAAGAUACCUACAACAAGACCAAAAUCUCCGAAGCUUGGUCGGAAAAAGAGUUCACCAACUGCCAAUUCUGAAGAAAAUGGCGGUUCCAAUGCUAUUCCAGGUAGGCUAAGCUUGGAUGAGAAAGCAUCACAAAGUAACCCUACCAAAGGACCUCUUGCCCAUGUCAAGAAUUCUUCACGGAAAUCUCUUCCUCAGUUGCCGUCUGAGAAAACUACCUCUUCCAAUGAAAGGAGAAGAGCUUUAUCUCAUGCUACAACUGUAUUUAAGGAGACAAGUGAAUCUAAGUCUCAGCCGAGCAACUUACCCCAGGAAAUGAGUGGAGCUGAGUCCGUUACACAAAAUCAUGAGAUGGAAAAAGCGGUCGAACCGAGCAAGAAAGAGCCUGCCAAAGAUGACGAGUCUGUCAUUGAAGCUCAAGCACAGACGAACCCAGUGGUACAGGAACCCAUUUUAGUCUGAUACAAAAUCAACAGCAUGGAACCAAAAUGUAAAUCUAUUAAGCUGCCUUUCAUUCUAGAUCUGAAUAAGAUUCGAUUCAUCCAACAACUGGGGCAUGUGGACACUGUGUAUUAAAGGUUGAUACGUCGUAGUAUGCAAAAUCGCCGACAAGGUUUGAUUAUCUGAUGUGCUUUUCAAGAUUGUUCUUUAGAACUUGCAAGACGAUUACUGCAGUAUAUGAUUACUCUUGGUCAUUUUAUUGUCCUAAAUUAUGAUUAUGUAUGUUUAUGUCAUCUGAAGUUGAAAAGUCGAAAUUUUGGAGGAAUCCUGCUAUCAAAUGGUUCGAGAUAAGUGUUGGACUGUUUUGCGUUUUAGUUUGGCAACUACUUUGGGCUUGUAUUGCUUUUGAUAUUCAGACUAAACAAGUGUAUCUUUUGUUAGAUAAGGUGUAAUAUUUAUUUGCAUGA
Olea europaea var. sylvestris is the source of this 2091-nucleotide messenger RNA. Its product is annotated as protein WVD2-like 5. The record is from RefSeq and is a predicted model, not a curated record. Lineage: Eukaryota; Viridiplantae; Streptophyta; Magnoliopsida; Lamiales; Oleaceae. Bases 221 to 1645 code for a protein of 474 amino acids. Gene Ontology annotation, molecular function: microtubule binding. The transcript has 9 exons.